Molecule: messenger RNA, 6471 nt
Organism: Scophthalmus maximus (turbot)
Lineage: Eukaryota; Metazoa; Chordata; Actinopteri; Pleuronectiformes; Scophthalmidae
Gene: arhgap44a
Product: Rho GTPase activating protein 44a
Exons: 22
Coding region: 428-3388 (986 amino acids)
Biological process (GO): regulation of dendritic spine morphogenesis; negative regulation of Rac protein signal transduction; positive regulation of GTPase activity
Cellular component (GO): leading edge membrane; postsynaptic density; intracellular anatomical structure
Molecular function (GO): protein binding; GTPase activator activity
Source: RefSeq, a predicted model, not a curated record
UUCUUAACCUAGGAAAUGGAAUAAGACAGACAACUGGAGCCCAGAGUGGAUUCUUUUCUGGAGCGUCUGCCUCGACUCACUACAUUUCCCAAAUUGCACUGCUGCGCAGCCGCGAGGCUCCUGGUCGCUGCCGUCGCUCCCUGCGUGCGAGUGCCCGCGGUGAACUGGUCCAGCAUCCCUGCGCAGGCGAUGGGGCGAACGUAGAUGGUGGAGGGGGGGGGGGGGAAACACGUUGAUCAUUAAUAACAGAAUUAACUUAGUGCGAUCGUGGAAUAAGUUUUGUAUCGGCGCUGGCAGCUUGCGAUGAGGGAAGGGAAACGCGACAGUCGGGAUUUUGUGUUGCGCCGCCGCGGAGCACGGACCGUUAUAUUGGGAGAAAUAAUGCGGAAUAUUUCCCCCCGUAGGUGUUAACGCAGACAAAUACAAGAUGAAGAAGCAGUUCAAUCGGAUGCGACAGCUCGCCAACCAAACGGUGGGAAGGGCAGAAAAAACAGAGGUGUUGAGCGACGACCUCCUGCAGGUGGAGAAGCGUCUGGAUCUGGUCAAGCAGGUGACACACAGCACUCACAAGAAGCUCACUGCCUGCCUGCAGGGUCAGCAGGGCACUGAUGUGGAGAAGAGGUCUGUCAAGUCACCGUCUAAAAAACUACCACUCGCAAUCCUGGCACAAUGCAUGGUAGAAGGGGCUGCAGUUUUGGGAGAUGACUCCCUCCUGGGGAAGAUGCUGCAGAUGUGCGGGGAGACAGAGGAGAAGCUGGCGCAGGAGCUCAUCCAGUUUGAGUUCCAGAUAGAGAGAGAUGUGGUGGAGCCGCUCUAUGUUCUCGCUGAGGUGGACAUUCCCAACAUCCAGAAACAGAGGAAGCACUUAGCUAAACUUGUCUUGGACAUGGACUCGGCACGGGCUAGAUUUCAUCAGUCGUCCAAGUCAUCCAGUCACCCGAGCACUCUGCAGCCCGGCGCCAAGUCCGAGUCCCUCAGAGAGGAGAUGGAGGAGGCAGCCAAUCGCAUGGAGAUUUGUAGGGAUCAGUUAUCAGCAGAUAUGUACAAUUUUGUGGCCAAAGAAAUAGACUAUGCAAAUUAUUUCCAGACACUGAUAGAAACACAGGCAGAAUAUCACAGGAAGUCAUUAGAGAUUCUUCACAGUGUCCUGCCCCAGAUUAAAGCUCACCAAGAGGCGUGGGUGGAGAAGCCGUCGUUUGGCAAGUCUCUGGAGGAACACCUGAAUAUUAGUGGCAGAGAGAUCGCCUUCCCCAUCGAAGCCUGUGUCACCAUGCUGUUGGAGUGUGGCAUGCAAGAGGAGGGCCUCUUCAGAGUGGCUCCGUCAGCCUCCAAGCUGAAGAAGCUGAAAGCCUCCCUGGACUGCGGGGUUAUGGAUGUGCAGGAGUACUCCUGUGACCCACACGCCAUCGCAGGGGCUCUGAAAUCAUACCUCCGUGAGCUCCCCGAGCCAUUGAUGACCACUGAACUUUACGAUGAAUGGAUUCAGGCCUCCAACAUUCAAGAUAUGGACAAGAGACUCCAAGCGUUAAUGGCCGCGUGUGAAAAACUCCCCACAGACAACUUGAACAAUUUUAGGUAUCUAAUCAAAUUCUUAGCCAAGCUAAGUGAGUAUCAAGACGCAAAUAAGAUGAGCCCUGGUAACAUGGCAAUCGUCCUCGGCCCUAACUUGCUCUGGACUCAUACUGAACCAAACAUGACGGAGAUGAUGACCACCGUGUCUCUACAGAUUGUUGGCAUCAUUGAGCCCAUCAUCCAGCAUGCUGACUGGUUCUUCCCUGGAGAGAUUGAAUUCAACCUGACGGGCAGCUAUGGCAGCCCGAUCCACACCAACCACAACUCCAACUACAGUUCCAUGCCCUCGCCGGACAUGGACCAAUCGGAGCGCAAGCAGCCGCACGACCAGAGCCGACGCCCACUGAGUGUUGCCACUGACAACAUGAUGCUGGAGUUUUACAAGAAGGAUGGCAUUAGGAAGAUUCAAAGUAUGGGCGUCCGGGUUAUGGAUACCUCCUGGGUGUCUCGCAAGGGUUCAUCCACACUGGUGCGGAAGACUUCCUCCACCCCUCCGGGCAUGCAGGGCCCCGGCUCUCCUGCAGACACACUCAUCCCCGAGCAGCCCGGAGAGCUCACCACCUCCCCGUCCGCGACACCGCCACCAGGAGAAAGGUUCUGCUCAGACAACGUGUCGCCCAAUCGGCCGGACACCUCUCAUGCCCACCCACCCCCCGGGGAGGACCGGCCACCCCCUCCUUACCCCACCUCCUCGUGCCACUCUCUCCCCCACCACUUCUAUCCCAAACCCCCACCCUGCGCUCGCCCCGUGGCACCGGGUCCAGAAUCCCAGCCCCCCGCCUCCCCCCCUCCCCCAAUGCGCUGGUCUGGCUUCACUCCCCCGGCCCCGCCCCCUUCCUCCUCUUCUUCCUCCUCCUCCUCGUCACUCGACAUCAAUUCGAACCCCAAACCCAGCUGCCUGCACUUUUCCAAGCACAGUCCGCCUGGUGACAUGUCGCAUGCGCCCCCACCAGACAUUAAUGCUUCACCACUCUACAUCAAAACCCCCUUGGUACUAACUCGCCAUGACCAGUCCUUUGGCAACCCCCCUAGCCUCCCUUCGUCCGCACCCCCGCCCCCGCCGUGGGCUGCCUGUCCAUGUGCCCGAGAGAGAGGACCCCCCAGGCUGACUAGUUCAUUGAAGAGCAAAGAGCUCUCCCCUGUAAUUGGACACAAAGGCAUCCAGGUGGCAGGUCCAACAGUCCCACCCAGCAGCAGUCCUCAGAGCAGCAGCCAGUCUCCACACUCCACAGAGCACAGUCCACACACCCUGCGCAAAGGUUCCAAGAAGUUGGCCCCUGUCCCCCCCAAGGUCCCCUAUGGCCAGUCUGGCGGGAUGUCCGACCAGUCCACAGGUCAGCCGUCACCGGUCAGCCUGUCUCCCACACCACCUAGCACCCCCUCCCCUUAUGGACUGGUCUGCCCUCCAGGGCAAGUGCCCCCAUCCUCCCCUGGGCAAACCCCACUGGGAGCGCCCCACUCCCUUUCAUCCCCUCCCUCCCUGACUGGAACGCUAACCAAAUCUCGGCCCACCCCUAAGCCCAGGCAGAGACCCAGCCUGCCCCCUCCUCAGCCGCCCACAGCCCCUCCUGGGUUCAUUGGCUCGGCCAUGGCCCCAGUUCCCCAGCCCCUGGAGCAGGGCCUCCUGGAUGGACUUUCCCCCGGGGAAAGCAUGUCUACAGAUAUCUUCAAUUAUGAAAUCCCCUCCAUCAAUGUCAAUCUGGACAGCCUCAUCGAUGAGUUCAGCGGUGCCCCCUGCAGGAGGUCCCUGGCAGUUGCAGACUCUCCAGAGGGAGACGCUGUGCCUGAGGAGGAGCCCCAGAGCACCACUCUAUGACCUAUGACCCUAAGGCAUCACAGCUUACCAGCACUCCUCUGACUGUACAUACUCUUAACUGUCGCCGCCAAGGCCUGAUGGAAACACCAAUUGGCCUCAUCAAUGCCCACCUGAAACCAGAACUCAAACCCUCCCUCACAUCUGCUACAGGCUGCAAAGAAACUCAUCUCACAGUUGCUCGCUAGUACUUAAAUGUGACAAAAAAAGAAAUAAACACCAAAAUGCCAUAGUGGAGGAACAGUUGCCUUUAGGAGGAAAGUCUGGAACAUAGAUGAGUAUUACACUGAAAGAUUAUUUUGAAUUGUUUCUUUUUGCUUUGUUCUUUGUCUUUGUGGUUUGAUGCAGUGAUCUGAAUUUGUUGUGCAUUUGUUUAAUUUAUUUCUUUCUUUUUUUUGCCUUAUUAGAACAUGCAAUCAAAUUGCAAUAUGAUAUUCAUGAGUUGUACAGCUUUUGGUUAGGGAAUCUCAGAGCCUGACGUGGUUAGGAGCAAUGCCCAUCCUCAGGGUGAAACAGAGAGACGGAGUGAGAGAGUAAUGUGGUUAUAUUGCUCACAGGGUAUUCAAGCGUUGUGCACAUUAGAGACAUGCUGAAGCCGGCAAAGUUUCGCAUGCAAGACGAUACAUUUAACUUUGAUUCUUAAUCGUCACAUCCGGUUUUAUUUCAGCCCCCUCUUCUAUCACAUAUUACUCACUUUACUUCACCUUAAACCAGCACAGUAUAAGAAGAAUGUUAUUGUAAAUUUAAAGUUUAUGAGCUCGAGCAUCUGUUAAUUAAUUUAGAAAAAGAAAAAAGCACCAAUAUGUGUUUGCAUGACAAGCCAAUGCCAUCGAACUGCUUUGGAUCAAGGGCCUAAAAAUAGCAGUGUUUUAAUUUUGUGUGAGUGUUUUCGUUGUUGUCGUCGUCCUUGGAAAGUUAACUUAGAUCAAUCAUGUGCAGUUACAGUUUGAUGAUAAAGGAUGGAUGACUACACUGCCUUUAGGUUCACAUGAUUCUCUCUCUCUUAACCUUGUUUCAAGUGCUUCAGGUUCAGUGACCUUUGACCCCUUGUGUAAAUACAAAGAAAUGUACAUAAAUUGAUGUAUAUAAAUCUGAGAGGAAAAGUAUAUGUAAAAUGCAUAUCUUGAAUAUAUAUAUAUAUAAUGAUAAUAUAUGUGCUGAUAUUUAUCUGGUGUAGAAAAUGUAAUGAUUCAAAGUUUGAUGUUAUUUUUGUCCCUGCACACGAUGAACAGGUGUAUUGUAGAUUCAUGAUCUUUCACUUAACACCAGGUGACACCUAUGCUGCAGCAGAAAUGCAGAAUUUCGUUCCUGCGAGAAAUUAAUAUGCGGUCUUUCUAAUUCUGCCUCCUGAGCUUUGACCUCAGAAAUGCUAGAGUGCUAAUGAAUUACACACCAAUGCCCUAUCUUCUCUUAUUUUUUAAUCAGUUACUUCUUUGUAAAUAAUUUGAUUACUUUGAGCCCGCUUGGACCUUUUAAUUAAUUUAUAAUGAGGCCAAAGCCUUUGUGUAGGACGGACUAUAACCAAUUAGAAAUCAGAAAAGCUAAUGUGUUGUCACAUUCGGCACACCCGCUGUUACACUUUCUAAAUUUAAAAGAAGGCUGGUAUUCUCCUUUUGUCUGUAUCCUCGUCGCAGAUAAUUAGUCAGACAAAUUUGGAAUCCAUCCGACAACAGAUGCUGCAGUGUCACUUUUUUUGAUUUCCUACGGAAUGUCUUAGGACAAUAAUUUUGUCAAUUUAAGUGCAAUUACAGUGUUUACUGAUCCACCUCAGUCCAAAAAAGUGGUCAAAGUCACCCUCCCCCAAACUCAGAAAAAAAGCCAUUUAUUUUAUUGCAAAGCAAAUCUUUUUUUUGAAACCUUAUUUUGUGUGUGUGAGUUAUCUGCUUACUAAAUGAAUUAUAGAUUAACCUUUCUCUCUCUCUCAAAAAGUGAUCCAUGGUAUGCCUCAGUGUGUGUUCUCAAUUGACUACAUUUAUGAAGAUUUUGGUGAUGUUGAUAAUUAUGUUGAUAGCUGUGGUGAUUAUAUGACAAACAAUUGCAAGUGCCCUCACUUGGUUGUUAUUUUGGAACUAUAGGCAUAGUCAAUGUGUGCUUGAGGUUUAAUUGUCUGUGCUGGAUCCAUAGAUUUAUUCGCGGAAGCAGGGGUAUCUGUGAAUAUGACUCACUCGGAUAUCAAACCGUAGGGUAGGUUUUGUAUCAACUAACAGGAUGAAUGGGAGCUAUUUUUUGGAUGAAGGGUUAAUAAGGGCCUGUUGGCAUGUAUUAUUAUCAGUACAGGGCAGUAUUACUGUAAUGCUUUUGUGCAUCAUAACUGGAACUUACAGCCACCUAAAAGCAUGCAUUCAUAUUCAUUAUCGGUGUGAUUAUUAUGCUGCUGAAGAGGAUGAAAAAGAAAAAGUCUGUAUCCUUCCCCAAAACACACAAGUCAUAAUUUCAUCGCAUAUCUUAAUUUCAGUCAGUGAAUUGACUUAACGGCAGUUUUCAAGUGCAUAUUCAUAGGAGUCGCGUUUUGCACCUAAUAGUAGAGUACAUUGUUAUGUAGUAUUAUCAAGCAUUUUGAAUGCUGUAGGCCUAUAUUUCCUAUGUCACCUCACCACCAAGUGUGUUGGUCUAAAAGUAAAGCUCAAUUUGUUUACAUUUUGUGGGGGGGAGGGAAUUUUAAAUGAGUAGAGAACGGGAAGAAAAAAAAGGAAAAUCUGAAAAAAGUGUCAUGCAUGCGCUUAGAUAGUCUUUUGAUAAUCCACGUUUUGUGUCAAUCACUGUCUUUUUAGGGAUUGUACGAGGGGUAAUGAAUAUGAUGUGGUGAUGAACUCGAGAGAAUGUGGAUCACGAUGGAUGGUUCUUCGUGGGGUUUUGAGCAAUAUACGGUAGAGGAGUGGACGUUGCCUGUGGAUUUACUGCCUCCUUCUGCUUUCACUACUAGUGUACAAACAGAACCUGCCGCUUGUCAAACCCACCAUGCCCACCCCUCCCUCCUCUGCUUAGCAUAUCAAGUGGAACACAGUGUGUACUGUGAAGCCUACCUGCAAUCCUUAUCAGAAUGUCAGAAAUAAAUAUAUAUAUUAAACUCUACAUUUUUAAUAAUC